This is a messenger RNA of Oncorhynchus tshawytscha (Chinook salmon), 3335 nucleotides long. RefSeq names its product serine/threonine kinase 16 (gene stk16). Gene Ontology annotation, biological process: protein phosphorylation. Bases 802 to 1719 code for a protein of 305 amino acids. Lineage: Eukaryota; Metazoa; Chordata; Actinopteri; Salmoniformes; Salmonidae. The record is from RefSeq and is a predicted model, not a curated record. The transcript has 7 exons. Gene Ontology annotation, molecular function: ATP binding; protein serine/threonine kinase activity. Gene Ontology annotation, cellular component: Golgi apparatus; cytoplasm.
CCUGUCUGUCAUGGAUGGAGCAGGGGAAUUGCCGUUGAGGGCUUCCAUCAUUAUCGGACCUGUGUCUGUCAUGGAUGGAGCAGGGGAAUUGCCGUUGAGGGCUUCCAUCAUUAUCGGACCUGUGUCUGUCAUGGAUGGAGCAGGGGAAUUGCCGUUGAGGGCUUCCAUCAUUUUAACGUAAACUGGGUAGAGAUUCCCAUGCGUUAGGCACAAUCAACCAAGAUUAAGAUAAUUUAGUACUUUAAAAAUGGCGCUCCCCAUGCGGUCACAUACGCUAUAAUGGCACGGAUACAAAGACAACUACUACAUCGCUAUGGCCUGUUCACACGCGUAUAUGUCCUUGUACUACGUAGAAUGAUUUCGCCUCCUCCCGCCUGCCUUCCGUUUUUGAGGACAUGUAUUUCCAUGGUUAUCUUGUCGAUAUAAUAGAAACUUCGAUUGGUGCCGCGUUCGAAACAACUGGUAACUCCGAAAUCUUCGACUCGCGUAUGUAUGUGUAUGUAUAAAACAAUUUGAAAACAUUUGAAAUAAUUUGGAACUCGGGGGGGAAAAAAACGAGUUUUUUCCGACUGGAAAAAAAAAACCGGUCUUCCAACUCGGGCCUCUAAACCUAGAGCGACCUGAAUAUCGCUGACGUCAUGAUUUUACCUUGUAUUUUUCCGAGUUCCCAUUUUGGAGGCAGCAGCUCACAGGCCUGCGUCAUCAUUACGCGUUUUAUGUACACGGAAGUAGCCAGCAGAAAACAGGACGAUAACAGAAGUCCAUCUGGGUGUUGGUGUGUUGAGUUAUGCCCCAGAGAGGAUGGGUCAGACCCUGUGUAUCUGUUCCCGUGGCUCCAUCACCAUUGACAACAAAAGAUACUACUUCAUCCAGAAACUAGAUGAAGGAGGGUUCAGCUAUGUGGACCUGGUGGAGGGGGUGCAGGACGGGCGUUUCUACGCCCUGAAGAGGAUCCUGUGCCAUGACCGGGAGGGUCGCCAAGAGGCUCAGACGGAGGUGGAGAUGCACCGUCUCUUCAGCCACCCCAACAUCCUGGGCCUGGCAGGGCACACCUUCAUAGAGAGGGGGGGCAAGAGUGAGGCCUGGAUACUGCUGCCCUAUGUUCAGAAGGGCAGUCUGUGGUCAGUGCUAGAGAAGCUGAGGGACAAGGGCAGCUUCAUGCCAGAGAGGCGCAUCCUGAAGGUCCUACAGGGCAUCUGUUCUGGACUGAAGGCCAUGCAUGACAGAGGCUAUGCACACAGAGAUCUGAAGCCUACCAAUGUACUCCUAGAGGAGGAUGACAGGCCGCUGCUGAUGGACCUGGGUUCUAUGAACCGCUCCAGGAUGGAGGUCAAGGGGACCAGGGAGGCCAUGACAGUACAGGACUGGGCAGCUCAGAGGUGUACUAUAUCGUACCGCGCCCCUGAGCUCUUUAACGUGGAGAGCCACUGUGUCAUCGAUGACCGUACAGACAUCUGGUCUCUGGGCUGUGUACUGUACAGCAUGAUGUUCCUGGAGGGGCCCUAUGACAUGGUGUUCCAGAAGGGAGACAGUGUGGCCCUUGCUGUCCAGAACCCAGUUACCAUCCCACAGCCAUGCAGUUACUCUGAAAGCCUGCAGAACCUGCUGAGCUCCAUCAUGGUGUCCAACCCCCAGGAAAGACCCGACGUCAACUGGAUCUUGGAUCAGAUACAGGACAUGACGUGUUCCAGCCCCAACACACAGACCAAUAUGGUAUGAUGCUCCUGAUCGGGGAACCAUGGCAAGCCUGGUUCCUCUCUGCUUCCAACAUCUGUGGGUGAUGAACUUUGAACUUUAUGACCUCUGGACUGUUGUAAUGGUGACCCUGACCUCGUCGUUUUCCUCUAGUCUUAGAAGGGGAUCCUACCCCAUACACACAAACCUGCUAUUCUGCAGUUGAAACCAUAUAGACUUACAUCACAAGUCCUCAUUGUCCUCUAUAUGCAUGUGCAACAAUAUGCUUUGACACAGUGUCGGUCAACUCCACAUCCAGCUCACCUUGGGGAAAUUGAGAUUUGGGUGGAGCCAUUUUAUGACUGCUAGUGAAUAGGAAACCCCAUGGGUUAAACUACCAUCAGACACUAGGGUUGAAGGGGGCCCCGGACCAGGAAAAGGACCUAUGGUAAAUUCCAGACAGACGGUUUCCAUGGAAAUGUACUCAGCCAUAUCUUCUAUCAGCUUCAAAGGGAUUUUAAUAACUUGAUUCCAGACCUGGGUUCAAUACACGAGUAUUUGUCAUUUAAAUACUUUUUCUGUAUAUUUCAGUAUUUUCAAAUACACAGCUCAAAUGUUAUACCUGGGUUAAAUGCAUGGGAGUGUAUUUGAGUGUUUUAACAUAAUUUCCAAGUGUAUUUCCAAAUACAUUCCAAUAUUCAUCUACUUGUUUUUUCAAAUAUAGGUAAUCUGAUUGUUUUGAGAUGUAUCGAAAAGUAAUUGAAAUACCUGAAAUAGUAUUUUGAACCCAGGUCUGCUUGAUUCAUCCUUGAACUUCUUUCACGUCCAUCGUAACUGUAUUUAUUUGUUAUCAUCACAUAAUGCUAUACUGUAACAAUUCUCUAUUUUCCAUUCAUGACACGUUCAUUUAGGCCUGUAUGUAUUUGGCAAUACCUCACAAGAUUCUGUUUUGAGUGUCAACAGGAAGAUCAGAAAAUCUGGUUUUAAGUCUCAGCAGGUUUUGCUCAGUUAACUCUCACUACAGUUGCUUGAUAGUAACUUUUUAAUGGUUGCUUUUUUUAAGCUGUUAUUUGUGUGUGUGUCUAUUUAAGGAGCAAUGAUUUAUUUGUCCAUGUAUAUGCUAUAUGAACACGUUCUAAAUAAGACAAUGAAGUUGGAAUACAGACGUUAUUGAUGAUUUCAGUGGAACAAUGUAGAAUGUACUGGAACUAUAAAUGGCUGUUGUUGGCUAUUUCGGACUGUUUGUAGCCUAAUUCAGCCCAUCCAGGAAUUUGAGAUGUUGUGAUAAAAUAAUAGGGAAUUGCAUAAUACUGUUAACACAACACUGAAGGCGUUGCUUGUUUCUCAUAAGAUUGAUGUUUUAUGGGCAUUACUUUUUUAUUUUACAUUUGUGGUACAUCUUAAUUUGUUAUGUAUAAGAGGCCCUUUUCAUGUACUUUUAGAGUUGUCUGAGGGCCUGACUUUCUAGAUGUUGUCAUGUGGCUUUUAUUCCACUCGGGGGAGCCGUGUCCUACACGUUGGUCAAAGCAGAGGGAGUCGGGUCUCAAAAGGUUGUUUGUUUGGCCAAACCUGUAGAUCUGAUAAAGACUCACUCAAUAUGUGAUCAUAUGCAAAACCUCUACUCUGAUAAACACCAGGGAAUAAAAUGGCACUGAUUCUGA